AUGGUGCCAGAAGGAGUGUCUGUUCAGCUGGAUGAUGUGCUGGUUGAGAUGGAUGGGGCGGUGCAGCACCUGCUGUACCGUGACGAGGACAGCGGUGUGUGGAGAGUGGCGUUCGUAACGCCGCCGACAGCGUCAGGUGCGCAGGGCCCCCCAGCGACGGCCGCUGCAGGUGGCACAGAGGUGGCCGUUGAGGAUGAUGACGCGCUGGAGUUCUUCAGCGACUAG
Molecule: messenger RNA, 225 nt
Organism: Trypanosoma grayi
Lineage: Eukaryota; Euglenozoa; Kinetoplastea; Trypanosomatida; Trypanosomatidae
Exons: 1
Coding region: 1-225 (74 amino acids)
Source: RefSeq, a predicted model, not a curated record